CGCUACACAGAGCAUCUUUUUAAACUUAUAGUUUUAAACGUUGUAUUCGCAACGGUACAGUAAGCCUGCCAUUUAGGAAAAAUAAUAGUUUGACUCCCCACCAGGCUUGAUGGGGAAGAACAAAAGAAAGAGGAAGAGGUCUGUCAGCGAUGUAGCUGACAACAUGAUCCGAGUGGGGCCUGAAUUCCAGGCUGAGAUCCCAGUAUGUAAACAACAAGACACUGAGACACAGGACAUGGGAGACAUAUUAUUGUGGGCACCAUCUUCAUCAGUGUCUGAUGCAGAACUGGAAGAGUACAUCAGCCUGGCCCAAAAAUAUCACGGCUACAGUGAGGAGCAGGCCCUCGGAAUGCUACAAUGGCAUAAUUAUGAUCUGAAACGGGCUACAGAGGAUCUCCUGUAUUUCACUCCUGUUCAAGACGGACAAGGCAGACAACGGAGCAACAAGAGGUAG
Messenger RNA from Pseudophryne corroboree (corroboree frog), 454 nucleotides. Its product is annotated as REST corepressor 2-like. Gene Ontology annotation, cellular component: transcription regulator complex; histone deacetylase complex. Gene Ontology annotation, molecular function: protein binding; transcription corepressor activity. The coding region runs from base 110 to 454 and encodes 114 amino acids. The record is from RefSeq and is a predicted model, not a curated record. Gene Ontology annotation, biological process: regulation of transcription by RNA polymerase II; negative regulation of DNA-templated transcription. Lineage: Eukaryota; Metazoa; Chordata; Amphibia; Anura; Myobatrachidae. The transcript has 6 exons.